UGUAAAUAAAAUAGAAGGCAUGCCAGGAAAGGAUAAAGCUAAGGGUGUUCCUAAGGGUAAACAAGGAACCGCUUUAAAGGAUAUUUUGCCUCCAAACGCAAAGCAGCCUAGAGAGGGAGAUCCCUUCGAUCCAGUAGAGGAACCUGAAGGAGAAGAUAUUGAGAACGAAGAAAGACAUUAUGAAUACUUGCCUUAUCUAGAUUUCCCAGCUUGGCCUGGAGAUGAAGAAGUCCAACAGAUAUGUGACGAAGAAAGAGAUAAAAUUGUGGAUGAGGUAAAGAACAGCCUCGGUGAAGACGGUCAUGCCAGCGGAGAUGAAGAUAACCUCGUCGUCCCUGAUGAAAAACUCUUCUUUGAUGACUACAAGUUCUAUCUUCCUCCUUCUUAUCUAGAAUUUGAGAAGAAGAAGGUCAAGUGGAAGAGGCCUAGAGACUACAUCCAAGAAAUCAUUGACCAGAAGGAAGGUAAGAAGAAGAAAGAAAAGAAGUCUGGAGGGUCUAAUAGCAGAGCAUCAGACAUCAUGAACAAGAGUCCAGAUGAUGCAGGUGCAAAGAAGAAGAAGCAGAAGCCUCAAGAACGUCCAGAGACUGAGGAAGAAAUGAAGAUUCGUAAGGAAGAAGAAGAGAAAGCGGCAGGCAAAGAUAAGAAAAAAGCCCCCAAGAAGGGUGAAGAUGAAGAACAACCUCAAAUGGCAAGAGUUGCUAUCGAGUGUAAUAUGGAUAUGGGAUUCUUAAUGCCUACUUAUUCCAAAUGGAUGACCUCCCAAAUUCAGUUUAUUAAGGAUAGAACUGUGAGAGAUUCUGAGACUAAGGAGCAGAUCUGGAAGAGGAUUUAUCCCCAAGAAAAUGGAAUCCCUUGUAAAAGUUUAAACGGGAAGUACAGAGUCAAGCUAAGAUUUAUGGGACAAGAAAGACUUGUUGAGAUAGAUGACAGAAUGCCUUGUGAUAUCCAUAAUAAAUUGAUGUAUCCAAGAACAACUGAUUUCACAGAAAUUUGGCCGCAUUUGCUGAUAAAAGCUUUCUUCAAGCUUUACUCAUUCAAAUGGUACCCAGGAGCUCUUUAUGACAGAGAGACUGGAGACACCAGUCUUAUGUACUGUUUGACAGGGCUUGUAGGAGAGAGAAUUAAGGUAGACAACUUCCACCAAGAUGGAAUUGAAAUUUUAAGAAAGCACUUAUCAGAUGAAUAUUAUUUCGAUAAUAAGACAUAUGUAAUGACAUAUUGAGGUAUCACUUUCAAACCAAAGAUUCCUAGUAUGAUGAAAGUAGAAAAACCAGGCCAAGAUCCUAAGACUGGAAUCAGUCCUCAAGGUUUAGCCAUGACAAAGAUGGUAUCAACUCAAAAAUUAAAGUUAGCAACAAAAUUGAGGGAGAUAGCAUCAUUAGCCUUGUCAAUCACAACUGGAAAGAGGCUUACACCUGCUAUUUUAACUAAACAGAGACAGUCAUAUGUCAUCCCAGGAUUUGGAUACGCCUUAAUGGACCUUUUCGAAAACAGAACUGUUGACAUGAACACAAUCAUCAAGAAGAUCGAUAAUGAUGAUGCAAAGAGUCCGUUCAGAUCUCCAAAUAGAGGAAAGAAAAAAGUAAGGAAGCAGUCUCCAAACAUGAACAAGACAAUGACUCUCAAGAAGAAGAGUUCUAAGAGGAAAGGUAGACUUACAGGUCUUAAGGAUAAAUCAAGGACUCAGGCUGGCAAUAUUAAGAAGGUUGCACCUAUCCAGUACAAACUCUUAAAGAUCAGGACAAGUGUUGGCAACUAUCCCAUACUCAAUGUGAAUGCUCCAUUCACAAAUUCAGAGAUCAAAUUGGCCAACAAGUGCAGGCUUAAUGGAUGGGAAAGACCACCUCCAGAGUUUGAUCCUAACUUCGUCCCUGAACAGUCCCCUACAAAGGACAAUAACACUUUCAAACUAGACAUCACUCCUAUCAAAGAAGAAAACGAAACUGGGGAUAAGGUUGAUGAAAAUGAAGAAAACAAGGAAGAAGAGAAUAAGGAUGAAAAGAAGGCCUAUGAGCCUAGAACUCGUGCUCCAGGAGGUAUCUGGUUGCAAGCCUCUGACUUUCCUUACUGCUUCCAGUACUUCAUAAUCUUCCAUAACGAACAGAAAAUCAAGCAUAGAAAUAUGCACAGAGAUGUAUGGACAAUGCCAAAGAAGCCUUAUGUUGCUAAUGAAGAUGAUGUGUAUAUCAGAGUUAGAGAGAUGAAUGAGGAAGAAAAGAAAGCUGAAGAAGAAGCUCAGCCUGAAGAAGAUCCAUCUGAAGAAACAGAACAGUACAAAAAUAUUGAAGAUUAUAAGAAAGAUGACAAGAAGAGAGUCCUAGUCUCCUUCACUCCUAAUCCUACUAAGACAGAUGCUGAGAGAUUGCCAAGGUAUUAUUGUAGGCUAGAUGUGGAGAAGACUGAAAAGCACCCAGCUCCUGAGAAGACUGAAACAGAAGAUAAUAAUAUUGUCCUUAGUGAUCUUCAAGAUAGUGAAGAGGAUAGCGAUCCUUUGAACCAAAAUGACCUUCUAUUCACUUAUUAUUUCAGUGGAAAAGUGCUGGAGUUCCCAAACCUUGCAAAGAUUAUUUUAAAGCCCCAUAUUUAUGCUCCGCUUGGGUUCUUCAUUGGAAUUUCGAGUGACUGUAAAAUAGAUAUCCUGAACCAUACUCAGUAUUGUAUUGAAGAACAAAAGCUUCAUUCUAAAAAGUAUGAAAUCCAACAAGGAAAUCUUCAGAAAGAGAAAUAUUCCUUGUUGUUUAAGUUUGACUUUAACCCAACAGAGCAGGAUACUGAAUGCCAGUUUAUCCUCAGGACUGCUGACAAGUAUCUCUAUAACUUCAUGAGGCUCAAGAUUAUUGACAAGUCUUGUCCAGAUGACGAUUUAGGUGCUAAUUCUCAGCUGAGCCUGAACCAGAAGCUAUCUGAGAGCAGCUCCAUUACAACACUGAAUUUAUGUAGAACUGAGAAGAUAACUUUCCAGCCUAAUGAAGACAAGGGGUACUCCAUCAUUUGUGAAGGAAUUCUUCCCUAUGAUGUUUUUGGAAUCGACCUGGAGCUAGAGAUGAUCACUAAUAGGGAAGAACUUGAACUUGAAAGAAUCGAAAUGGUAGAACCACUCCUAUACUCUGAUGAAUAUGUUCCUUACAAGUAUGGCAUUAUUUUUAAGGAAAAGAUCUAUGUUGGCCAACAUACAUCAGCUGCCAUGAACAUCGCCUUAAAACAAAAGUGCAUUGUCGAAGAGGAGGUAGAAAACAAAGCCCAAGCUGAUAUAGAAAUUGAGAAAGCAGAAGAUCCACCUAAGGAAGAAGACAAGCAGGAUGAAGAGGGAGCCGAACCCAUUUUUGAAAUUAGAGAACUCAAGAAAAACUUCAAAGUUGAGAUUUUCGAUAAUGAAGAACUUAUCCAGACUUACCAAGGCAAUGGCCAUCUCACUAUCAGUCACUUUAACUUUAGAAGCAAUAGUGGGCUAGAAGAAAAGCCUGAGCCUAAGAAAGAAUCAGAAGGAGAUGAAGCCCCUCCUGCAGAUGGAGCUGAUGUCCCAGAAGAGGCUGACUCUAAUACUGAAUAUGCUCAUCACUAUGUUAUUCAGGCUACUUUUGAUAAGAAUGAUUGGCCAGGUGCUGUUCUCAAGAACAGCCCUGAAACCAAGGACAUUGAAUGGGAUCUCAGCGUUUUCAGUAGCGAUACUGUAGCCAUCGUUAAAGACACUGAUAAGGAAGACAGAGAGCAAGCUCUAAAGGAUUCCUGGGAAGAAGCCGAACCAGGAAGAGCAGAAAAAUCAAAGAAAAGUAGAAUCAGAUAUCUUGCUGAGCUUAAGAAAAGCAAAGGCGAAGAACUCACUGAGGAAGAACAAGAAGUUAUCAAUGAAACUAGAAUCAGAGGAGCCGCUAAUCUUGGUGAAGCUCAAGGUGACCCUAAAGCUGCUAAAGGAAAGGGUGAUAAGAAGGGAGCAACUCCCGAAGAAGAUGAGAAGGUAGAGGAAGUCCCACAAGUAUUCCCAACUUCUUCAGAUUACACAAAUCUCCACUUCAGAGAUUUUAUCCAUCACUUUGAAAGUGAUAGGCUGAUUCAUAUCAAAUGUAACAAAUCUGGGGCUCGUCUUAGAGACGAGGCAGAGAUUCUUGAAAGGAAAGCCCUUAAAGAAAAAGAAGUUGAACAAUGGGAGAAAGUCUUCAGCACCAGAAUGGAAAAUCGUGAGAUAGAAGCUAAAGAUAGAGAGGAGAAGCAAAAGCAACUCCAAGACAUCAUCAUGAAAUCCAGAGAAGACUUCAUUACAAAGACAGAAGAACUCUUCGCUAAGAGGAACGAGUACAGAGAGCUCAUCUCUAACAGGAAGUAUAAGGAGGUUCUCCUUAAUGAUGUCAUGGGCCUAGAAAAGAUAGAAAUAGCUGCACUGGAAACAGCCCUGAGUGAAGCCAAAGAAGCUCUGGUUAAUAAAGAGACUAUCGAGACUGCAGAAAAGAAACUUGAGGUCCUUAAGUACAGUAAAGGAGUAGAAGAAGAGCUCCAAGCUGCUACUUCUGAGAAAGAUGCUGACAAAAUGAGACAACUGAUUGCUAAAAUUGAGGAAGAGAACCUGAUCGUUGAGCCAAAGAUUUUGAAUGACUCUAAGAAUGCCCUGGCUAAGAUUAAGUAG
Messenger RNA from Moneuplotes crassus, 4621 nucleotides. NCBI's taxonomy places the organism in Eukaryota, Ciliophora, Spirotrichea, Euplotida, Euplotidae. The record is from the annotation of a GenBank genome assembly.